Venturia canescens is the source of this 1900-nucleotide messenger RNA. It is a transcript of the gene Hbg2, whose product is annotated as alpha-glucosidase-like. Bases 40 to 1785 code for a protein of 581 amino acids. Lineage: Eukaryota; Metazoa; Arthropoda; Insecta; Hymenoptera; Ichneumonidae. The record is from RefSeq and is a predicted model, not a curated record. Gene Ontology annotation, biological process: carbohydrate metabolic process. The transcript has a single exon.
UUGAGACGUUCUGAUCACGAGCAGCCAUAUGUGGUUGAGAUGCUCUCAAGGUCGUUCAUAUUGUGUGGGCUGUUAAGCCUGGGUGCUAGCUGGAUAGAUGCAGCUCCCAACGCUGCUGGUGAUUGGUGGGCAAACACCUUUAUCUACCAAAUUUAUCCGAGAAGUUUCAAGGACAGUAAUGGAGAUGGAGUGGGCGAUUUGAACGGUAUAACGAGCAAGUUGGAACAUCUAGCUGAUUUGGGAGUGAGUGCAUUGUGGAUUUCACCGAUAUAUCCAAGUCCGAUGGUGGACUUUGGUUAUGAUAUCGCUAAUUUCACCGACGUCGAUCCGAUAUUCGGGACUCUGAGUGACUUCGAUAAGCUUGUAGCGAAAGCAAAGUCCCUAGGACUCAAGGUACUCCUCGAUUUCGUUCCAAAUCAUACUUCUCACGAACAUCCAUGGUUCAAAAAAAGUGUUCAGCGGAUCAAGCCCUAUGACAACUAUUAUACUUGGAGAAACGGUACAGUCAUUAACGGCCAGAGGCGUCCACCUAAUAACUGGUUGAGCACUUUUGGAGGAUCUGCUUGGGAAUGGAACGAGUCCAGGGGUCAGUAUUAUUUGCAUCAAUUUGCUGCUGGUCAGCCGGAUAUCAACUACCGCGAUGCGAACCUCGUUCAAGAGAUGAAAAAUGCGUUAAGCUUUUGGAUGAAACGAGGUGUUGAUGGCUUCCGAAUUGACGCGAUAAACCACAUGUUUGAGGAUGCUAAUCUCCCGGAUGAACCGGUUAUUCCUGGAACGGGACUACCCUCGGAUGACUAUGACACUCUGGACCACUUGUACACGAAAAACCUCAACGAAACUUAUCUGAUGUUGAAGCAAUGGCGGGAUCUCUGUGACAACGUGAGUGCUGGAGGCGUGAAAAAAAUUCUUUUGACCGAGGCAUACGCAUCUAUCGACUUGGUGGCCAAGUACUACAAUUAUGGUUCCAACGUACCCUUCAAUUUCAUGUUCAUGGGUGAAUUGAACAAUCGCUCGAAACACGUUGAUUUCAAACGUUCCUUCGACAAUUGGUUCAACCACUUGCCUGCAAAUCAAAUGGCUAACUGGGUAGUUGGAAAUCAUGAUCAACGUCGCGUGACCGAAAGAUUUGGCACCAAAAGGGCCGAUCAGCUCAGCAUGCUUGCUGCUGUUCUUCCUGGAGUCGGAGUCAUUUACAACGGCGAUGAAAUUGGCAUGGAAGAUGUAUGGCUUUCGUACAAUGACACCGUCGAUCCUGCUGGAUGCAAUGCCGGACCAGAUCGGUACAAUUUCAAGUCGAGAGACCCUGAGAGAACCCCAUUCCAGUGGGACGACACGACCAGCGCUGGAUUUUCCACCAGCAAUAAAACCUGGCUUCCAGUCCAUUCGAACUACAAAACCUUGAACUUGGCCGCCCAGAAGAAGCAAGCUAUUUCCCAUUAUUCGGUUUUCAAGAAACUUGUUAUAUUGAAGAAACAACCAAUCAUCGUGAAUGGUGCUACGGAAACAAUUCUCGUGGGUGAAAAUGUCCUGGCCGUCGUUCGAAGAUUGAACUCCAACGUCGUUGUCCUUCUUAUCAACUUUUCGGAAUCGAGCGUCGUCGUUGAUGCAAGCGCUUGGCUCAACGUACCUUCCAGUUUAGUCACCUACACCGCAAGCGUCGAUUCCAAAUUGCCUCCGGGUCAGAGGUUGAAAAUGACGUCACUCAACUUACCUGGUGCUGCUUCCAUAAUAGUUUCUGAUCAAAAAACGGUUUUCGAUAUGUUUCACAAGCAUCGUCUCUUCUAAUUUGUGAAAUUGUAUACAACGCAUAAAAAAAAAAUAAUAAUUUGCUGUACAGUUCUUUUCUUUCAAUAUCGCAAAAUAAAAAGACCUUUUUUCAAUGGGUUAAGAGAAAACGAAA